Molecule: messenger RNA, 910 nt
Organism: Sphaerodactylus townsendi
Lineage: Eukaryota; Metazoa; Chordata; Lepidosauria; Squamata; Sphaerodactylidae
Gene: RPS6
Product: ribosomal protein S6
Exons: 6
Coding region: 110-859 (249 amino acids)
Biological process (GO): translation
Cellular component (GO): ribosome
Molecular function (GO): structural constituent of ribosome
Source: RefSeq, a predicted model, not a curated record
CGGCGUUCUACAAUCUCGCGAGAGAGCGCGGCGUCCCGCGACUUCCGGUGGAGCGGAAGAACGGCCUCUUUCCCGUGGCGGGUCCGAAGCGGGUAGUCUCGUCGGCGCCAUGAAGCUGAACAUCUCCUACCCAGCCACUGGCUGCCAGAAGCUCAUUGAAGUGGACGAUGAACGCAAGAUUCGCACCUUCUAUGAGAAGCGGAUGACCGCCGAGGUCUCUGCAGAUACUCUUGGUGAGGAAUGGAAGGGAUAUGUUGUUCGCAUUAGCGGUGGCAAUGACAAACAAGGCUUCCCCAUGAAGCAAGGUGUUCUGACUCACGGACGUGUCCGCCUGCUGCUCAGCAAGGGUCACUCAUGUUAUCGUCCCAGGAGAACCGGAGAACGGAAGCGCAAAUCUGUUCGGGGUUGCAUUGUUGAUGCCAACCUUAGCGUCUUGAAUUUGGUCAUUUUAAAGAAAGGUGAAAAGGAUAUUCCUGGACUAACUGACACCACUGUGCCUCGUCGACUUGGUCCCAAAAGGGCCAGCCGAAUCCGCAAGCUGUUCAAUCUCUCCAAAGAAGAUGAUGUUCGUCAAUAUGUUGUGAGAAAACCAUUGAACAAGGAAGGCAAGAAACCCAGGACCAAAGCACCCAAGAUCCAGCGUUUGGUAACUCCCAGAGUUCUGCAGCAUAAGCGCAGGCGUAUUGCCCUAAAGAAGCAGCGAACUCAGAAGAACAAGGAAGAGGCUGCUGAAUAUGCCAAGCUUCUGGCUAAGAGAAUGAAGGAAGCAAAAGAAAAGCGGCAGGAGCAGAUAGCGAAGAGACGUAGACUUUCUUCCCUGAGAGCCUCCACAUCAAAAUCUGAAUCAAGCCAAAAGUAAACAAAGAACUUGGGGCAUAAAACCAUUAAAUAAAUCUUUUAUGGUCAAAAA